AUGCCAUCAGACGAGGCCAACACCGCGUCCGCCGCCAUCAACAAGACCGUGGAUGUGGAAGCCCCGUCACUCGCGGUCCCAUCCAAAACCUUGACCAAUCAUGGCAACAGUAACGUCCAAAACGGCAAGAGGAAACACCCUCCGAUAUCUUCUAUUCCCCACACCACCCGCUCUCGCCUAGCCGCCGCCUCUCCCCCAAACAUCCCGACGACCUACAUACCCGCCGCCACCUUCUCGGUCGACUCGUCUCCCGAGGCCGACGCCGCCGCGGCGGCCAACACGGUCCUCUACCUGGCCUAUGGCAGCAACCUGUGCGCCCAGACGUUCCUGGGCAUGCGCGGGAUUCGACCGUUGUCGCGCACCAAUGUUGCCGCGCCUUCGCUCCGCCUCGUCUUUGACCUGCCGGGCAUGCCCUACGUCGAGCCGUGCUUUGCCAACUCGGCCCCGAGGAAGCUGCCCAAGGUCCCCGGAGGAGGCAACCCACCGCUCCCCAUCCCGGAGAUACCCCCACGCGGUAGCCGCUUCGAAACCAACAGCCACGGCGACCCCGUCUGGGACAAGGGUCUGAUCGGCGUCGUGUACGAGGUCACUCGCGAGGACUACGCCAAGAUCGUGGCCACCGAGGGCGGCGGCUCGUCUUACCAAGACAUACUCGUCCCCUGCCUCGAGCUGCCGCCGUCCGUCUCGGUGCCCGAAAAGCCGUCCCCCAUCCCGGAGCUGCCCAAGCCGUUCCUCGCACAUACGCUCUUCGUCCCGCCAAAGAUUGCCGACGCUGAGCAAGACCCCGACCAGCCCAAGAAGCCAGAGAUGCCCUGGUACGCGCGCUUCCUGGGCCAGCGCCGCCGCCCGGACCCGGACUAUGCCCAGCCGAGCCUGCGCUACCUGAACCUGCUGCGCGAGGGCGCGCGGGAGCACGACCUGCCCGCCGACUAUCAGGCCUGGCUGGUCGAGCUGCACCACUACGCCAUCACGACGACUCGGCAGAAGAUGGGACGGUGGGUGCUCAAGCUGGCGUUGUACCCGGUGCUGAUGAUGACCUUUGUGCUCGGGCGGCUGUUUUCCAACGAGCGAGGAAUCCAGCCGCUGUGGCUGCAGGUCUGGACCGGCAUGGUUUUUACUGUAAUCUGGAAGCUGUACGACGCCGUCUUGCAGCCCUUGUUUGGUGACGGCGAGCGGACAAUGGUCAAGGAGGACAAGGCAAGAAAGAAUCCGGCCCUGGACCUGGUGGUUGAGAAGCCCAGGAGGAGACUAAGCAUCAAUCAACCGCUCGAGGCUGACGAGGAGAAGAGACCAUUGUUGAAAUAUGCACGCUGA
This is a messenger RNA of Pyricularia pennisetigena, 1314 nucleotides long. RefSeq lists its product as uncharacterized. Gene Ontology annotation, molecular function: gamma-glutamylcyclotransferase activity. The transcript has a single exon. Lineage: Eukaryota; Fungi; Ascomycota; Sordariomycetes; Magnaporthales; Pyriculariaceae. The coding region runs from base 1 to 1314 and encodes 437 amino acids. The record is from RefSeq and is a predicted model, not a curated record.